This is a messenger RNA of Osmia lignaria (orchard mason bee), 5057 nucleotides long. RefSeq names its product UDP-glucose-glycoprotein glucosyltransferase (gene Uggt). The record is from RefSeq and is a predicted model, not a curated record. Gene Ontology annotation, molecular function: UDP-glucose:glycoprotein glucosyltransferase activity. Gene Ontology annotation, biological process: ERAD pathway. NCBI's taxonomy places the organism in Eukaryota, Metazoa, Arthropoda, Insecta, Hymenoptera, Megachilidae. Gene Ontology annotation, cellular component: endoplasmic reticulum.
AGGGUGUCUGGGACCCCAAAAUCAUGUCCUCUCGAGAACAAUGGCAUGUCCAGUCUUCUUUUAUCUGUAGUCACAGGCUACCGUCAUAAUCCACGUUUCCUUUAAUAACAUGAGUUUUAUAGCAAAUUUAAAAAUGCAGUUGGUUAUACUCUUUUAUUUCUUAUUCUUUUGUACAAUACAUCUUAAAGCAGACAAAAGGAUAAACAAAUAUGUGACUACAGUAAUAGAUGCAAAGUGGCAAGAAACACCCUUGAUUCUUGAAGCAGCAGAGUAUCUAAACGAUGAAAAUCCAAGUUAUUUUUGGAAAUUUGUAGAUACUUUUGCAGAUCAAGAUUUAAGAAAUGCUACAGAGAAGGAGAAUUAUAACAUCAUUAUUGAAUUUGCUGAAAAGUAUUUAUCUCCUUCAGAAAUAGCAUUACUCAAAUUAGGAUUAUCUUUACGAAUUUAUUCAGCACGGGUUGAAAUGUUCACCCAAAUGGCAGAAAAUAAAAAUGUUUCUGUUUUUGACUGCUACAAUGUGGUGAACAUUGGUGGAAUAUUUACCUGUUCCUUAGAAGAAUUAGAAGAAUUAGUCAAUCAGGAAACUUGGGAGAAUCCUGAUACAUACAGUGUAGAUCAUUGUUAUCAUACAUCUCAGCAAUCUGAAAAAGUUAUUAUAUUAUAUGGUCAAGUGGGAACACCACAAUUUUCACACUUUCACAACACAUUAAAAAAUCUUGCAGAAACUAGUGGAAUUACUUAUAUUUUACGACAUUAUUUAAAGAACAGAGCAGAGAAGAAUGUACGUCUAUCAGGAUAUGGUGUAGAGUUGCAAAUGAAAUCUACAGAGUACAAAGCAACAGAUGACUCAGAUAUUAAAGAUAACGGCGGCAAAGACUCGGAAACAGCAAAUGAUAAUGUAGAAGAAAUAGAUGGAAUUAAUUUUAUGACUUUAAAAAAUUUAUAUCCUGAUAAGCAAGCAGAGUUAGAUAAAUUACAGACUCAUUUACUUGAAAGUAGUCACGAAAUUGGUGCAUUGAAAGUAUGGCAGUUUCAAGAAUUAAGUCAUCAGGCAGCUGAGAGAAUAAUGAAUUCUCCCACAAACGAGGCUAUUAACGUUUUAACAGAUAUUUCUCAGAAUUUCCCGAUGCAAGCAAAGUCUCUAAUUAGAACAAAAGUAAACAGUGAAAUGAAGAAAGAAAUGAAACUCAAUCAAGCAAUAUUUUCCACAAGUUUAAACAUACAACCCACGGACACUGCACUCUUUAUUAACGGGCUGUUUUUCGAUUUGGAAGCCGUAGACGUACUUAGUUUAUUGGAGUCGUUAAGAAGCGAAUUAAGAGUAAUGGAAUCCCUUCGUAAAAUCGGAUUUAGUAAUAAAAAGAUGAGUAAGCUAUUAGCUUUGGAUUUAUCCACUAACAUGGAUAAACAAGAUUUCGCAAUGGACAUAAGAGAUUCGGCUAUUAUUUGGGUGAACGAUAUCGAACAAGAUUCAGCUUAUUCAAGAUGGUCACCAUCAUUAACAGAAUUAUUGAGACCAACUUUCCCUGGAAUGCUUAGAAAUAUUAGGAGAAAUUUGUACAAUUUGGUACUUAUCGUGGAUCCUUUAAGUAGAGAAUCCACGCCGCUGAUCACUUUAGCACAAUCCUUAUACUUACAUUCCGCACCGUUACGAGUAGGUUUCGUUUUCGUAACGAAUUAUGAUACUUCAAUAACAGGUCUAACGGAUGCUAGUGUUGCAGCUAAUAAUGCGUACCAUUAUUUUGCGGAAACCAAAGGGUCGGAACAUGCAUUACAGUUUUUAAUAGACCUAGGAAAUUAUAUCAGACCGGAUGGAGUUACCGUAGAGGAUGUAAAGAAAGCUAUAAAAGCGCAGGAUUCAUCAGCUAAUAUAAACUAUAUUCUCGGGGAAGAAUCUGAAUACGACGUGGGACGGCAUUUAGCUAACGAUUUUGUGAAACGCUCCGGUUUUAAGAAGUUCCCUCAGGUUCUAUUAAACGGUAUACCCCUGUCUUCUGAUGUAUUGAAUGCUGAUUCUUUUGAGGAAGCUGUUCUAUCUACUAUUAUGUCACAAACACCUUCGCUACAGAAAGCGGUAUAUCGAGGCGAAAUAUCGGAAGCGGAUGAUGUAGUUGAUUAUAUUAUGAACCAACCGAACGUUAUGCCACGCUUAAACGAAAGGAUAUUAAAGCCAGAGAAACAUACAUGGUUGAAUUUAAUUGGUACUUUACCGAACGAUGAUGAUUAUACCAAAUGGAGCCCUCAAGAUCUAUCAACGUGGUUCAUGAACAGAAUGCGUUAUGUGUUCGUACCGCGUCGUACGAAUGUACAUCAUUUAUAUACCUUCUGGAUUGCUGCAGAUUUAAAUGAUUCAGAGGGCAGACAAUUAUUACGCGAGGCUCUUGAGUACAUAGAGUCAAAUGCAGAUGUCAGGAUUGGCGUAAUAAUUAAUCCGAGCAGUGAUACAGAUAAUGUUGAUAGCACGAUGGAUAUCAAUAAAAUAGUUUCAGCUGCGAUAAACGUUCUUCCCGUGGAAAAGGCGAUGCAUUUUGUUCGUAAUAUAAUCAAAGAGGAUAUUGUUACCGAUAUUGUUAAUGGCAAAUUUGAUAUGCAGGAAGAGGCUGUGAAAGAACAGUUGGAGAAACAAAGCGGGGAAUUGUCUAAACAUCGGUAUUAUGUUAAAACGGUAUUAAAAUUAUCAAAGGGAGCCAGGGCAAUCGUGUGCAACGGACGAUUAAUUGGCCCUUUAGAUAAAAACGAGGAAUUUACAAGCGAGGACUUUUCAUUGUUGGAAAGAUUCAGCCAUAGCACUUACGGCGAUAAAUUAUUCAAAAAGUUAAUAAAAGGACAAUUAUUAGAAGACGAUGAAUAUGAGAAAAGUGAGAUCACAGACGACAUGAUAAUGAAAAUUACCUCGUUAUUAGUGUCGCAUCCCCAAACCCGAAGUAGAUUCGAUGUUCCUUUCCACGGUGACGAAUACAGUGCCAUAAAAAUCCCAGCAACAAAUCCCGACGAAGUGGCAUUCAGCUUAAUCGCCAUUGUAGAUCCUGUAUCGCGCGGUGCCCAAAAAUUGGGCCCAAUUUUGAAAACGUUACAACAGUCCUUGAAUUGCGACAUCAAAGUAUUUUUAAAUUGUUUAGACAAGAACAGCGACAUGCCAUUGAAAAGCUUCUAUCGGUUCGUAUUUGAACCUCAAUUACAAUUCUCCUCCGAUGGUCAUAUUAAUGGAGCCAUAGCUAAGUUUACGAAACUGCCUACAUCCUCUCUUUUAACACAAUAUAUUCACGCACCAGAAAAUUGGUUGGUAGAAGUAGUUCGAAGCGUUUACGAUUUAGAUAACAUUAAACUCGACAAUGUAGCGAUGGGAGUACACAGUGAAUUCGAAUUAGAGCAUCUACUACUCGAGGGUCAUUGUUUCGAAGCAGUGAUGGUAAAUCCACCGCGGGGAUUGCAAAUCACAUUGGGAACAGAGAAACGACCUAUAAUGGUAGACACUAUAGUGAUGGCAAACUUGGGAUACUUUCAAUUGAAAGCGAAUCCAGGCGAAUGGAUUUUACGCUUACGUCAGGGUAGAUCGGCAGAAAUAUACGAUUUUACUACCGUCGGUGGACAAGAUGUUAUACAAAAAGGCAACGAAGUGAAGGUCGUUAUAAGUUCUCUAAGGAGUCACGUGUUGAAAAUCAAAGUAUCCAAGAAGCCGGACAAAGUAGGAAUGGAUCUUCUGUCCGAAGAUGAUAAAAAUUCUGGCUUAUGGAACUCUAUUUCUAGGACAUUUACAACGGCGGACGAUAGCGAGGAUCAAGACGAGAAGUUGAACAUCUUUUCCCUAGCCUCUGGUCAUUUGUACGAAAGGUUUCUAAAAAUUAUGAUGUUAAGCGUGAUAAAGCAUACGAAAAGUCCUGUGAAAUUUUGGUUUCUAAAAAAUUACCUUUCGCCAACGUUAAAAGACUUUUUGCCGCAGAUGGCAAAGGAAUAUGGUUUCGAAUACGAACUCGUACAAUAUAAAUGGCCUCGUUGGCUUCAUCAACAAACCGAGAAACAGAGAACCAUAUGGGGUUAUAAAAUAUUAUUCUUGGAUGUACUGUUUCCGUUAAACGUUAAGAAAAUAAUAUUCGUCGACGCGGAUCAGGUCGUGAGAGCAGAUUUGAAGGAAUUAGCAACCAUGGAUCUCGGCGGUGCGCCGUACGCGUACACUCCAUUUUGCGACAGCAGAAAGGAAAUGGAUGGAUUCAGAUUUUGGAAGCAAGGAUACUGGCGAAAUCAUUUACAAGGACGCGCAUAUCACAUCAGUGCACUGUACGUGGUGGAUUUGAAGCGUUUCCGGCGCAUCGCUGCCGGGGAUAGAUUAAGAGGACAAUAUCAAGCACUGAGCCAGGAUCCUAACAGCUUAGCCAAUUUAGAUCAAGAUCUCCCUAAUAACAUGAUACAUCAAGUGGCCGUUAAGACACUGCCGCAAGAAUGGUUGUGGUGCGAAACUUGGUGCGAUGACGCAUCGAAAAAGUACGCUAAAACCAUAGAUUUGUGUAACAAUCCUAUGACUAAAGAAGCUAAAUUACAAGCUGCUGUGCGCAUUUUACCAGAAUGGGUCGGAUACGAUGAAGAAAUAAAAGCGUUGCAAUUGAAGAUAGAGAACGAAAAUAGACAAACGGAAAAGGAAGCGAAUGAAACAUUCGAAUCCACCGAGGAUUCUUCGAAACACGAAGAAUUAUAAGAAAGAAGAAAUAAUGGUACAAAGUGCAAGAAGUCACAAACUGGAACUAAGAGAAAGAACACAGUGUUGGCUAAACUUGAAGACUGUAAAACAAAGUUUCACGCAUCACCGCUCCAAGCAACCUUUUAUGCAACAGCUCGACGAAUAGAAAACAUACGCCAGGAAAGAGUUAAAUGUUAUGUGAAUAAGUGCGAAACGGAACUACACUCGUACAGUUUAAUCAUACGAAAACGUACGUUCUCGUCACGGUGUAUCGCGAUUAACCGUACAGAUGGAAUUAUCUUUGCACUGUUAAACACAAUGGUGAUUUUGUAUUUGUCUACUUUAUGGUUACCGUAAGAAAUAAACUUGUAAUGUUUGUAAACUA